UUAGAGCUACCCCGUAGCUUUCUUUUUCAUGGAACCACGUUUCUACCUCUGUUUCUCGUAGAUAGCAGCUCUUUAUACAAGCAAUUAGGACACGCCUUAGCCUUGAGCUAGGAAGGUAUGCCAGCUGCCUGUUACUGAGCCGACGACGUUCGUUGAAGUUCAGCUAUAAGAGAAUCGUUUGGGAUAAGUCUACUAGACCCCAUGCUAGUUAGCCCAUAGAAAUAUCGCCCAGCUGUUCGGAUUUUAGCUGAAGGGAACCCACAGAGUCGCUUAGGUACUCUCCAGUAUCUAUUUUGCUUAUAGAUAUAAGCUGAGAGCUCCAAAUCACCUACCUCGUCGGUCGUUUUCGCCUUCGCCUUCAACUUACCGCCACGCUCUUGAUACAGGAGUCGCUCGCUAUAGACGGACGGACGCUCGCUACAAAGACAUAUCCUAAAAUCGGAGCUCAUUUGACAUUCCGAGGCGCAGACAACCAAUUUAACAAAGCUCAUCUGCGCUAUAAUGGUUUUGGUCCGUCAGUUUGGGGCCUUGUCGGUCAUUGCCAUAUCUUGGCUCAUAAGAGCGCAAGCUUCUCUCUCCGAAGCGCAUUGGACCUACUGUAAACCGAAAACAGUUACCGAAACUUGUUACGAAACGAUCACGAAGACGAAGACGGCUACGAAGACGGCUACGAAGACGGCUACGAAGACGAAGACGGCUACGGAGACGACGACGGAGAUCUGCUACGAAACGGAAACUACUACAGUCUACGGCUUUACUACCAUAUUUGAUACUGUCAGUUAUAGUUACACGGUGACGGAUACAGUAACGGACACGGACACGGACACAAAGACAAAUACAGUAACAGACACAGUAACGGACACAGAGACGGACACAAAGACAGAUACAGAGACCGUUACCGACUCAAGGACCAUUACUACGUCUGUUACGCGUUUUAAUAACCAGACUAUUAUCACCACUACUACCGACGAGGAGACCACGACCGCUACAUUUACUGAUAUAGAGACCACGACGACAACUUAUACGUCUCUCGUACCUACUGUGACUACGGCUACUUUCACCUUCACAACCGAGGUCCCAACUACGGUUAUAUCCGACAGAACAUUGACCACGACUGAAUACAGCACGUCAACCUACACAACUAUCUCGGUAUAUACAACAAGCAUUCUGUCGACGCUCACGGACACCCUAACGACAACUGCUGUGUCUAUUUCAGCUUCAGCAACUACAAACACGCUAACGACAACUGUUGUGUCUGUUUCAGCUUCACCAACUACAGACACAGCUACCGUGACUGCAACUGAAGAGACUACAUCGUUCGUUACUGUAAUAUCUACUACUACGUUCCUCACCGUUUCGGAGAUCUCAGUUACCGAUUCGGUGGUAAGUACUACAUCCUUCAUUACGACGCAAUAUAUUACUACUAUAGUACCGGAGUAUAUUACCACUACAGUACCUCCAACAACCGUCACUUCGUCCGUCUGUCCCGCGGCGACUAACUCUCCCGGCUUCAACGUACCUGCUUACAACGCCUCAUCUGACUUGACUUGGGGAUGUCCACCUGGAACCGUCUGUUCUCCUCCAAAGCCGAAUGGGUGUAGUAUCUGGCCUGAUCUUCCGAAUGAACAAUACGUGUGCGAGAGCCAGAGCUAUUGUAUACCAGCACCAAUUUAUGCCACCGCCCAGUGGUGCGAUAAUGAAACAGGGUACUUUCCUCCUACGGAUGGCUACUUUAACCUUGCACCGCCAGCUUUCGGGUUAAGCUAUGGAAUAUUUGAUCCUCCCAAGCCCGAACCGCUCCUACUAACUACCUCGGGUAAAACUACCGUAACCUGGACCUCUACGGGCGACUAUGAAUCACAGACGAGUAUAACGGCAUACCCGCCCUCGAGCACGCCAGAGCCGAGUUAUCCAGGUUAUCCAGCGGCGAUAGUGCGGAAAUUCCUGGCUUUUAAUAAGCGCGACGAGACGUUACCAUCGACUUGCUAUUCCACUUGCAAUAACGCUGUUUUAGAGGCCCAGAGUACUGGAAAGGUACCCCAACUUUGCAGGACAGAUUCUGUAUUCAUGAGAUAUCGUCAAGUCUGCCAGAAGUGCAUUGUAGACAACAAGGGACGAUGGAAAGCUGGUACUAAGAACUACGCAGAGAGCAGCUGGGACCAAUGGCUCCAUUAUUGCGAUGUACAAAACCCUAGUCCUGUCUCUUCAAGCCAAAGUGCCCCUGAAGGAGAGGUCACAAGCACUCCUAGAGGGUCUACGGGUAGUGGAGCUCCUCCAAAUACCGCGACUGGUGUAGUUUCAAACACACCAACUUUCUCGGCCACGUCGUCUCCUACGCCUGAAACGUCGUCUUCUACGGCCGAAAGUUCUUCUAUAUCCGAGAGUACGUCUUCUUUCAGCUCUUCAGAAGGCACGUUUUUGCCUUCUUCUACUUCUAGCUUCUCUACGAGUGCGUCUCUUAGUCUAAGCUCGUCGAGGGGCUCUUCUCUUUCUUCUUCCAGCUCUUCAGAAACAUCUGCUCAUAUCAGCUCUUCCGAGAGCACAGCUUCCUCUACUUCUAGACCAACGGGAGGUAUAUCUUCUUCUGGUUCUUCGGGAAGCACAUCUUCUGGCUUUUCAGAGAGUACGUCUUCUUCUCUCAGCUCUUCAGAAAUCGGCACUUCCUCGUCUUUGGGAGCUAGCACCUCUACUGAGACGUCGAGUGCAACAAGCAUCAGCAGCAGCAGUGGAGAAUCUAACUCGACCCCAGCACCUGCUCCUACUUCGUCAGCAAGUGGCAGCACCACGUCUACGGCAACGCCUACUGUAACAUCGCCUGCUACAGUACCGGGUAGCACAACAGCACCAAACCCAGUUUCCACAGCUGGAGCGCCCGCCGUUUUGAACGGUGGAGCUACGUCUAAUUCCAUCCUCGCCCUUAUAUUAUUAUUCUUUCUCUGA
Molecule: messenger RNA, 2940 nt
Organism: Daldinia vernicosa
Lineage: Eukaryota; Fungi; Ascomycota; Sordariomycetes; Xylariales; Hypoxylaceae
Exons: 2
Coding region: 502-2940 (812 amino acids)
Source: RefSeq, a predicted model, not a curated record